Sitodiplosis mosellana (orange wheat blossom midge) is the source of this 873-nucleotide messenger RNA. RefSeq lists its product as uncharacterized. The transcript is spliced from 4 exons. The coding region runs from base 1 to 873 and encodes 290 amino acids. Lineage: Eukaryota; Metazoa; Arthropoda; Insecta; Diptera; Cecidomyiidae. The record is from RefSeq and is a predicted model, not a curated record.
AUGAUUUUGGAUUUAAAUUGUGUGCUAUCGAUGCCGAAACGGUAUCGAAUUUAUCGAAUGAAAGGACCACCGUCUAUGCCACCGAUUUUACAAUUCAGUCCACCUCGUUUAGCCUCCGCACAAAAUUUUCAUUCUGAUUAUGCGCCGCCUCCUUCCAUGCUGAUGAACGGCAUGUCCAGCUAUAGUCCACCUGGACCACCUAGCUACGAUCCACCAAACAAUUUCCUGAUGGAUUAUCAACCGCCCGGAAUGGAGUACGGCCCACCGAAAAUUAACAACGAAUAUGGACCACCGAAAAGCGAAUACGGCCCACCGACAACGUCAAAACCAGUUGUUCACAAACAUAUUUACGUACACAUUCCCCCUCCCGAACCAGAAGAACCUAUAAUAAGGCAACCACUCACUACUGUCGCUCCACAAAAGCACUAUCGAAUCGUGUUUAUAAAAGCACCAACCGAAGCUCCAGUCACAUAUCCAACAAUUCCGUUGCAACCGCCCGAUGAAGAGAAAACGUUGGUCUACGUUUUAGUUAAGAAACCGGAUCCUCCUCCAGAUCUUGUUUUACCAAAACCAGCUACAACUGUACCCACUAAGCCAGAAGUUUACUUUAUUCGAUACAAAACACAGGUGCCAAAUUCAAAUUUAAAAGAAGAAACAGAAGGACCUUACCCGCCGAGUGUAAAUGGAAAUGGGAAUGGAAACUUGAAUCCAACAACAAAUGAAUAUCCACCAAACACCAUACCAAACACAUCGUACGGUCCACCACCAUCUGGGUCAUAUCAGACGACGGGCGCAACUCUCGGCCCACCGUUGGCUGCAUACAUGAUAAAUAGUAGGCCGCUUAAAUCAAGCAGAGAGAAUAGCUACUCGUGA